Messenger RNA from Drosophila willistoni, 4516 nucleotides. RefSeq names its product tonsoku-like protein. The record is from RefSeq and is a predicted model, not a curated record. The coding region runs from base 136 to 4407 and encodes 1423 amino acids. Gene Ontology annotation, molecular function: protein binding. The transcript is spliced from 5 exons. NCBI's taxonomy places the organism in Eukaryota, Metazoa, Arthropoda, Insecta, Diptera, Drosophilidae.
CGAACUCGCGCCGAAAAAAAAAAACAAAAACAAAAUAAGAUCGGUGUUGUGCGGAAUUGUGUUAAAAUGUUGCGAAAUUAAAGUUUUGCUGUGUCGUACUGAUGUUUGUGAUUAUGCUUUACCAUUUUCCCCAAAAUGGAUGAGAAGCGCUAUUUGAAGCGCAAAGAGAAGGCGCGCAGUGAUGGCAAUAGAGAGCAAUUGGCGGUCAGUUGCCAUCAACUUGGAGAUUAUUACAAUCAAGUAACUAAAUAUAAUGAGGCAGUGGGAGAGUACAAACAGGAGGCUAGCAUAUAUGCCAGCAUGGGCAAAGAGCUGGAAACAGCUAAAGCCAAGAGAAUGGUGGGUGAAAUGUUCACCCUGCUCUGUGAGUACGAUGCGGCCAAGGAUCACAUUAAUGACUAUCUUAAAAUUGCCAAGCGACUGAAAAAUCAAGUAGAACAACAACGAGCAUUUGCCACAUUGGGUCGUGUCCACUUGUUGCAUGGUCAGAGCUUGGCCGAUACCUCGGCCUCAGCGGCCAUGGAGCAGUUGAAAUUGGCCGAAAAAAGUUUUCUUCGCAGUUUGCUAAUGAUUAAAGAGCUUUCAGGUCAGAUAUCUAAACUGGAGCAGCUGGAUAUGCAAGCCCGCUGUUACCUGAACAUUGGUGUCGUCAAAGAGCAUAUGGAAGAAUUCGAGGCAUCCAUCGAAUACAUAGAGAAAGCAAUUAAAAUCAGCAAAACAAACGAUUUAUUCGAGUUGACCCACUUGUGUUACAUUUCGAUGAGUCUGCUUUAUAAUUGCAAGAAGAAUGAUGCAGCGUCGGCGCUUCGUUAUUGUAAUAUGGCUUUGCAGGUCGCUAAAAGAUUGCCCGAUAAAGUUAAGAAGAUAUGUGAGACGCUGAUAACGAAAUCGGAAAUAUUAAUCAAGGCGGGAGAUUUCGCAAGCGUGAAGCAGAUUCUGACCAAGGCCUACAAGAAGAAUACCCCCAGCGAGACGGAUCGCGAGAGCAUCGAACGUCAUUUGCGCAUUGUGGUGAAAAUAUGUCAGACUCUGGAUGAAUUGGUUUUGACCAGCUCUAUGGAUUAUGCCAAAUUGAAGAGCUUGUACGAACGCUUAGGCGAUGGCUGCUGCCAUCUGUUGAACUAUGAGAAGGCAUUGGUCUACUACCAAAAGAUGCUGGAAUGUGCCGAACUGAAUGCGGAAACAGGCAAAAGUCUGGUGCCCAUCUAUGUGAGCCUCUAUCAGACAUACAAGGAUAGCGGGCAGUAUGACAAGGCCUUGGAGUAUCUGUGGAAGGAAUUUGAACUGAACCAGGAUGAAGAACCGGCUGAAGCAUUUACCACACUCUGUAGCAUAGCUGAGAUAUGUGACCAACAAAAGCAUCCUUUCUGGACCGUACACGAUGUGUAUCAGAAGGCAUUGAGGCAGGCAGCCAAAGCGGGUGGUACAGCCUCUGCCAAGUUGGAAAGGAUUGCUUUAGUACGUUUACGGCGACUGGAGCUAAAACAUAAUAUGCAUGUUUUGGUAGAGAAUCUCGAGGCAGAAGCCAAGAGUAAAGGUAUUGAUUUAAAUGCAGCUGAAAACGAGGAGGAUGACGAUGAUGACGACAAUGAUGCCGGAGCAGCCGUGCAGCAGAACACCCCUGACUUGGGUGAUGACAUCGAUCUGGAUACAUUAACCGAUUCGGAUGCCAGUGAUCUAGAUGAAAGUGAAAAACCACGUCCCCAACGCAUGACUCGUGGCGCUCGUCCUUUGACCAUCAAACGCAAUAAUAAGGGUGAGACUCAACUGCAUCAGGCUUGCAUAGUUGGCAAUCUGGAACUGGUGCGUCGCCUUAUCGAACAGGGUCAUACUGUCAAUGUGCGGGAUCAUGCUGGCUGGUUGCCCCUCCAUGAAGCCUGCAACCAUGGACAUCGUGACAUUGUGGAGCUGCUUCUUGAUAAGGGAGCUGCUGCGGCUAUAAAUGAUAAGGGUGGCACGAGCUGUGAUGGCAUCACACCGCUUCAUGAUGCCUGUUCAAAUGGUUAUCUGGAUGUGGCUGAGCUUCUUUUGGAGCGUGGAGCCGAUGCUACCGUACGGACCGAUUACAAUGAGAACUGCAUUGCCGGAUUGGAUAAAUGGCGUCAAUCUGCACAGCUUUUAGACGGGGAACAGGCUCAGUAUGCCCAGCUGCGUGAAAGACUGCUCCGUACACUCUCGAAAGUGGGAAUUUGCAGUGAGAAGAAUGCCAAAGCUCUGACUAAUGCCAAUGUGAAGAAGUCGUCCCUACGAAUUGGCAGUCUGUCGGAUGAGGAGCUACUGCAUGAUGACAGGCCGACAGUCAGACAUUCAAAUCGCUCUUUUAACCGCAAUCGCUCUGGUAGCGAUCGGGAUCUCAGUGCCAGCAAAUCUAGUCCCAAUACGCAGCCCAGUGCUAGCAAAGAGUAUCGCAAUGUGAUGGCGCAGGUAAAACGUCCAAAUCGUCAAACAUUUGAUGAAGCACCAAGCAGUAGCAGCUCCACGAUUGGGAAAAGGAGAAAUGCCUUUCUGGAAGAGGACGAGGUAGAUGCAGAUAAUUGGCUCAUCGAUGAUUUGGGGCCCGAAAAGAAACGCAAACGUUUCAAUUCCCUCAGCCUGGGCAGUCGAUCAUUAAAAGAAAAUCAACGCGAUUCUGUCAUAUCACCGCAGCCUCCCAGUUGGGAAGUGGAGGAUAUUCUGCUACAGGACACACCGCCGCAAUUGAGUAACGAGCUGCUCCUUAGUUCUAAGCAGCGACAAAAGCAAAUGAAAAAGCUUACCCUAUCGCGAUCCUCCAGCAUGAGCAGCAACAAGUCUACGAGCAGACAUCAGGCAACACUUAUGGAUAGCGGUUUUUGCCGAUUUCGCAGUGAGAGUCCUUUAGGCAGUGGCGAAGACUCGCUAGACGGAGCCGCCUCAGUCAUAAGUUUACGAGCAACCACUGAACCAGACUCGACCACAUCGUCGAGUACAUUACAGUUGCUAAUCUCACCGGCCAAAUCAUCGGGAUCCCCAAUUAAAGUCCAGGCCACACCACUUCUGGCCACCACGGUGUCGUUUAAAAUUAAAGUACAAGAUGAAUUCCUUUUGGUGCCAAUUGAAAGGCGGAAAUUGCAGGAUAUCAAUAUUCGUUGGCUGGCCGAGGAAGCUGGAAGACGUUACAAUAAAUUAACUGGAUUAACUCCCAUGCUUCGUUUAAAGACAGCCGAUGGUUUCGCCUUCGAGGAGACAGAUUCAGUUAGCGUCGCCCUGGAACAGAGUAUGCUAUUAAGCACCAUUUCGGAUUGGAAGAUCUCUCCGCUAUCGCAACGCUACGAGGAAAUGUGCCAUCAAUUGCAGAAAUCUGUGGACGACAAAAUCAAACUACUGCUGGAACGGUCACAGAAUACGCAAGUUCUAAAGUUAGCCGGUCUUUGGUUUCGUCCCAGUCAAACGGAACCCAUUUUUAAGGCACUGCUCCAUCAAGCCCGUCUCACUGAACUGGAUCUGUCGAGGAAUUUCAUUGGUGACGAUGGUUGCCAGCAAUUAGCCAAAUCCCUGCCCACAUUAAUGCAAUUGAAGACACUUAAAUUGAAAAGCAAUGCCAUCAGUAAUCACGGUUUAGAGUCUUUACUGUGUGGCCCUGGCAUGGAGAGACUGGAACAACUAGAGGAUUUACAGCUAAGUCAAAAUCCUUUGGGCAAUGCAAGUCUCAGAGUUUUGCAUAAAUUCUUCACUGGUCCUCGAUGCCCCUUGCAAUCCUUGGAGUUGGCUCAAUGUGAAUUAACCGAACUGCAGGAUUUUGAUUUAGGAUUUAAUCAGCUAACCCGAUUCGAUAUUAGCUUUAAUCAGCUCACCCAACAAAGUGUUCGAAGAUUAGCUACCCAAUUGAAUAGUUGCCGUUUGGAAUCUUUAAAUUUAAGUUAUAUUCGCUGGCCACUGGAUGAGACAAGUGGCUUUGAAUUGGGUGAAAGUUUGGUCACCUUACUUGAGGCCGGUACCUGUGAAAGAUUCGUUUGCCUCGAACUCGCUGGCUGUGGUCUGCACGAUGCCCAUGUCUAUAAGAUAAGUCAACACUUGAGAAAAGCAAAGCAAUUGCAACGGCUCAAUAUUUCUGAUAAUGAGCGUUUAAGUGGCUCGGCCCUGGGAUGCCUGUUGGAGGAAUUGCCACAGUUAAAUACACUCCUGGCCACAAAUUGUACACGUUUGCUGGACGAUGUACGUCUGCAGAAGAUAGAGCAACUGAAACCACUGCCACGACGUUUAGAUUUAACCAUUGAUGAGCAGAUUUUAAACAUGUCAGGAGUUUUGGAAACAUUACAAUCCAUUUGGCAGUUACAAUUCGGUGAUAAGGCCAAGAUGCGAACAUAUAACAAAAAUCGUCAACAAAAUUAUGGUAAGCGAUACAAAGGUCUUGUUAAACUCUACGUCCAGGAUGGCAGUCCAGACUAAUAUGGCCAAGUUUAUGUUUUGUCCUCCUUUUCUUUGUUGUCUGUCUAAGUUAUUUUUUAAAUUCUUUUUUUUUAACCCACUGACGAAUAAAUAGCAAAUACGAAUAUUA